AUGGCUUUCUUUUGGAUGUGGGCCAACCUACUUCUACUUCUUCACGGUGCAGCAUUGGCAGAUGAGGUGCGUGCCCACCCGUUCACGGAUGUGACCCUCGACUGCGAGUUCUCCUUUAUAGAGGGCACGGAAAACCUCGAGUUCUACUGGGAGCGAGAAGACAUAAUAGAGGAGUAUGAAGCGGGAGAUCGCGAGUUUUACCGCUUCUUCACGCACUACGACUUCUUUCAAGUGUUCACAAAGGUGGUUUACCAGUUCUACGAUAACGCAGAGCAACUGGAAGACCAGAAUGCCUUGUAUGAGGGAAGGGUCUCUGUGGACCAGAACGAGAUUUCCGAGGGGAUUCUGUCCCUUCUGCUGCGAAACGUGGAUUUCAUGGAUGAAGCCGUGUACAAGUGCUGGGCUGUCACUCCUAACGGCAGAGGGGAGAAUAAGGUCAAGCUGAUAGUGGAAGAUUCUGAAAUGCCGCAGGUGAAGUUUGACAAGAUUGAUGAUGAAGAUGUGGUUACGUGCACAUCUAAGGGCUGGUACCUCACACCCAACGUGACCUGGUUAGACCGGGGAGAAAGGGACCUUAGCAACCACAGUACGGUGGAGGUCCUGGAGGAGCAGAUGAACGGCUUGUACAGAGUGUACUCUGUCCUCAAAUACCCAGUCAAGUUAAACGAAAAAUAUGUCUGCCAUAUCACGGAGACGAAUGAAAACAACAGACCCAUCAGAUCCAUCCGGCGGUACCCAAAGAAAAGGUUCGGUGAAUAUGACUAUUAAGAGAUCUGAAUGCUCUCUGCCUGAGAACCUGCUGUGCCUUCAGUCAGCGGAGUUCCUGCUUUCUCCUGUGAUGGAUGUUCUUUUUGUCCUGGACACUUACUGACCAUAAACUCAAAUCAAGAAACAAGGAGCCAGUCAGUCCAGAGUGUUACAGAUUAACAGAGUCUUGCUUCUGCAUCUGUUUCUCUCUUUUGUUUAGAAGAUUUGUUCCAUUUAGUCUCAUUCUCCGAACAUGUUAAAUUCUGAGUAA
Molecule: messenger RNA, 1018 nt
Organism: Arvicola amphibius (Eurasian water vole)
Lineage: Eukaryota; Metazoa; Chordata; Mammalia; Rodentia; Cricetidae
Product: V-set domain-containing T-cell activation inhibitor 1-like
Exons: 4
Coding region: 1-768 (255 amino acids)
Source: RefSeq, a predicted model, not a curated record